Daucus carota subsp. sativus is the source of this 3491-nucleotide messenger RNA. RefSeq names its product pentatricopeptide repeat-containing protein At4g16470. Gene Ontology annotation, molecular function: protein binding. Lineage: Eukaryota; Viridiplantae; Streptophyta; Magnoliopsida; Apiales; Apiaceae. Bases 118 to 1641 code for a protein of 507 amino acids. The record is from RefSeq and is a predicted model, not a curated record. The transcript is spliced from 7 exons.
GGUCCGAAAGGGCGUGGGUUCGAAUCCCACAGCUGACAUUUUUUUUCCCCCUCCCUCCAAAAUUUCAAGACCUAAUUUGGGUACAAAUAGAGAAGAUAAAAUUUUGAAUUUUGAGCUAUGAAAUCAACAAUCACGAGCUUCCCAAAACCCAAAUCAUACAUGUAUUUUUUCAGCUUGAAACAUCCCAGAAAUCCUUUGAUUUUUUAUGCUAAAUCAACCCUUUUCAACAGGCUUCACACUCACCCUUCUUUCUCUCCCGGAGAGAUUGUGGGGCCCAUGUUCUCCGGCAAGACCACCACCACUGUCUCGCCAAGACUCCCUCCUCUCACCAGAUGUUCGCAGGAUGAGGCCAACAAACACUUCAUGUAUUUGGACAAAACGUUGAAAGGUUUGAUAUACUCGGGAAGGCUGGUACAUGCAAUUGAUUUGUUGUGUCGCUCAGAGGUGGCAGUGGAAUCUCAAACAUAUCGUCUUCUUUUGCAAGAAUGCAUAUUUAAGGGAGACUAUAGUAAAGGAAGAAGAAUCCAUGCGCAGAUGGUUGUUGUUGGAUUUGUUCCUGAUGAAUUUCUUAAGGUCAAGUUACUUAUACUGUAUGCAAAAUCUGGGAAUCUAGAUACUGCUCAUAUACUCUUUGAUCAAUUACGUGAGAAAACUUUGAUUUCAUGGAAUGCAAUGAUAGCAGGUUAUGUUCAGAACAGUCUUGAAGUUGUGGGAUUGAAUCUUUAUCAUAGUAUGAGACAGUGUGGUUUUCUACCUGAUCAGUUCACAUUCUCAUCAGUCUUGAGAGCCUGUGCCACUUUGACAUUACUCGAACAAGGGAAACGAGUCCAUUGUCUCUUGAUAAAGAGUCAGAUUACUGAAAAUGUCGUAGUUAAUUGUGCCCUUAUUGAUAUGUAUUUUAAGUGCAGCUGCCCCUAUGAUGGUCAGUUAGUAUUUGAUACAUCUCCUGUGAGGAAUGUUAUUACAUGGACUUCUUUGAUAUCUGGAUAUGGUCAGCAGGGAAGAGUAAUAGAGGUUUUGGCAUCCUUUAAUAAGAUGAUAUCUGAAAAUUUUAAGCCAAAUUAUGUGACUUUUCUUGCAGUCCUUUGUGCGUGUAGCCAUGGAGGUUUGGUUAACGAAGGUUGGGAAUAUUUUUUGUCGAUGACAAGAGAUUUUGGCAUUAAACCAAGAGGGAAACAUUAUGCAGCAGUUGUUGAUAUCUUAGCAAGAGCUGGAAGGCUAGAAGAAGCCUACACAUUUGUAAGAGACUCACCUUGUAAUGAACGCUCGGUAAUAUGGGGUUCUCUUUUGGAGGCUUGUAAAAUGCAUGGUAACAUGGACAUGUUGAAGUUUGCUGCAAGUAAAUAUUUUGAGUUGGAACCUGAUAAUGCAGGGAAGUAUGUUGUCUUGUCUAAUGCUUAUGCAGCUGUUGGCUUAUGGGACAAGGUCUCUAAAAUAAGGAGUGAAAUGAAGGAAAUGGGAUUAAAGAAGGAGCCAAGUUAUAGCAUGAUUGAGGACCAAAAUGGGGUACACUACUUUUAUAUGGGUCGUAAUCCUCACAAAAAUAUUGAAGGAAUAUACGAGGUUAUUAAAGCAUUGACUUGCAUCCUAAAGGAUGAUGGCCAUGUUCCUGACAUAAGCAGCGUCUGGCAAGAAGAUUAAUGCAGUCAGCUUAAAUAAAGUUGUAGAUGAGGGGGGACCUCAUAAGUUCUUCUGGGGAGGCUAAUUUACUCGAAAGAUCAGGAACCUAUGUGGACUUUGUUUUUUGAUUUAGGUACAGCCUGGUAGGAGUUCGAUGCAAUCAGCAGGUACUACUCAAAGAAAAAGGCUGAACCAUAUAAGUUUCUGAGGUACUAUUUGAGAGACAUGGAUCACCGAGAGUUUGAAGUUGAAGAUAAUUUUGCAAAGUAAAUAAUAUUAGUAUGGGGCACAAUGUAUCCGCUAAUAACAUGACUUACUAAUUUGAAUGGUUCUUGGAAUACAUGUGUGGCCAGUGGCAAGGGCAAGCAACAUCAUGAUGGCAUAAUUGUCUCAGAGUUUUUGGUUCGUUCAGGCCAUGUUGUUGUUUUCUUAACAUAAGCUGGAGAAUUUUUAGGAAAUGUUUAUCUUCAAUUGGUGUAAGUGGCUGCUUAAGGAUGUCAUUUGAAGGAAUUGCAUAAUUUUUACCUUCCAGGUAGCUGAGGAUCGCUCUCCUGUUCCUGUUCAAACCAUUUAGGUUGGCCAUCUUCGUAGAAGUCAAUUUUAUGCUCCACAUCUCUAUUUUCUGUACACCUGGUCUGAAACCUGGGAUAGAAGUGUCAAUUGAUAACAGAAAAAGGGAUCUGCUGAGACCUUUAGAUGACUGUUAUUGAAGAGUAGCUGAAUAGGUGCACUACAAUCAGAAAACAGAAACCAGGUUCUGAGAACCCCAUUGCAAAUUUGUGAUAAGACCCAUGUUUGGAUUCUAUUGUCUGUAAUUCAUUUGGAUCGUGAUGUAACACUGUAUUACUUGCGAAAUAACUUUGGCAAAUGAUAAACUGUGAUGUAACUCUGAAUUACUUGCAAUGUAACUUUCACACCAAGAAUGCUUUUAUUGGGCGUACUAAUUUCUGCUGAACAGACUGAUUCUACUGGAAUGUAAAUUAAGGUAUAUUAUUACUUUUUAAUUUUGCAGGCUAGCAUUUCCUGUUACACUCUAAACUAGCAGUAUGAGCUUAUAAAUUAAUCUGCUAUCAAGUACAAACUUGUGGAUUUCCAGACUACUUUCGCCAUUCUGUUGCUGCCUCCGCAGUUUCUUUAUUACACUGUUGCUGCUGCUGCAGCCUGCUGGACUGGUUUUUCUGCUGCCAUAUAAAUUCAUAUCUCUGCUGUUUUACAGAUUCCAUACAGUUGUAGCCUUGCUUCUAAACUAUGAUCAUUUUGCAAAGCAGGUAUUCACAGAGACUAGAGCACUUGUGCCACUACAUUCUUUUUAUUCAUCAAGAGCUCUCAAACAGCAUUGCUAACGAGAAGCUUAGUUCGCCAUUCUUAUGAAUUUGAAGCUGACCUUCACCCUUUAACUUCAGGGUAGUUCUGCAUGGUGCCAUCCUUUCUUGUCUUUGCUUACUCUGCAGUCUGCCAUGUGAAAUUUACACUUUGUUUCGACACUUACAGGUGACUGAAGCUAGAGAUAUGCAAGAAGCAGAAGCUUUUGGAGGAUAUGUAUAAAUUUCAAGGGUGUUGAUUUUCUGAUGGGGACCAACACAUUUUAGAAUGUGCCUUCUUUUGUUAGGCAGACAGGAAAACUAAAGCAAAAGCCGUCGAUAGCCAAGUCCAGAGCUGUUUGGUUGUGCUUUUAAGUUAUAUCAGAUGGAGAUACUAUUGUACAAGUACUGGUAGACUAGAUGGAGAAAAAACAAUGUGUUUCUUCACUAUUUUUCAAUCAUCUUUAAAGACUUGAUUUCAUGUACCUCUUGGUUUAUAUAUGAGAUUCAAAUGUAGACGGCGAGUAAAGAUAAAACAGCACUGCAAGAUGGUUAUAUAGAAAGACAAUA